GGAAGAAGGCCUUUGGUGCUGCUGCUCAAUGAUGAGUAUGGGACCAGAAAGGGUGGCAUAUCCACAGUCAACCGCCAGAUGGGGUGCUUUCUGGCUUCAAAAGGAGCAACGGUCCUUUGCACAGUCCUGAAUGCCACACAAGAAGACAAGGAUGACGCGGCUAAAGAUGGAAUUCAGCUGGUUUUCCCAAAAACGUUUAAACGUGAUCUAAGAAAGGCAGAGCUCUGCUGGUUGACCUUUGACCACCAGACCCGAUAUCCAGAUCUUCCCUCACACGUAGACUUCAUCGUGGGCCACGUACACGUCACAAGCCACGCAGGAAGACGGAUCAAGGAACGCUUUCCUGACGCCAAACUUGUCCAGGUCACUCACGUGAUUCCAGAAGACACCAAUCAGUACAAGGGUGAUGAGAGGGUGUUGAGCAUUGGCCAGGAGAGCCACAACAUUCUGGAUGACCUACAACACACUGAUGUUCUCUUCUCAGUUGGUCCAUUGAUGUAUGACUACUACAAGCAUCAGACAAAUCAACUACCGGUAAACUUACAACACCACGAGCUCUUACCAAAGCCGUCUGACAUCUUCAUCGAUAUGAAACUGAAGCCACCCGCCGACACGGAAACGAAAGUGGUGCUGUCCAUCGGCAGGGUCAAGGGUGUGGAGAGGCUGAAAGGCGUUGAUCUGACUGCAAAGACCAUGGGCAAGGUGAUCGACAAACUACCCCACACGAAGUGGCGACUUCGCGGCAUCAGACAUGACGAUUUCAAAGCAAGCAAGAGCAUCAUUGAAACCUAUACGGGUAACAUCAUCUUCUUCACUCCUCUGGAAUACGCUACACAGGAAGAGCUGUGCGAGGACAUGCGAAAGGCCGAUGUCGUCCUGAUGCUGUCUCGUGCAGAGCCAUUCGGACUGGUUGGUCUGGAGGCUAUUGCCGCAGGUGUGCCAGUCGUGCUUUCCAACAAAUCUGGUCUUGCAAAGUUCCUGACAAAACAAGAUCCCGAGUUUGACCGAACGAUCGUAGAGAUCGACGAUGACGACGAGGAAGCCGCCAAAACGCUGUCUAAGCGGGUCAUCAAGAUCCUGACGAAUGGACGCCGAGAGUUUGAGGCAGCACAAAGUUUGAAGAAGAAGCUUCUGCGCUCAGAGUACUGGGCUGCAUCACACAGCAAGCUCCUCCAAACCUUUGGCCUGGAGGGCUGAGCGUUUAACCACAGAGUUUCACCCACUGGCAAAUGGCAGUUCACAGUUCCACUUAAUGUGGCUUCAGAACCCACCGUGCACACGCAUCUGGAUCAACCGUUUGUCAGUCAUGUUGUAUAUACCAGUAAACAGGUGUACAUGUAUAACUAUUCCACAAGUCAUUAAUUCUGCAAACCAAUGGAUAUG
Messenger RNA from Branchiostoma belcheri (Belcher's lancelet), 1383 nucleotides. Its product is annotated as D-inositol 3-phosphate glycosyltransferase-like. The transcript has a single exon. NCBI's taxonomy places the organism in Eukaryota, Metazoa, Chordata, Leptocardii, Amphioxiformes, Branchiostomatidae. The coding region runs from base 79 to 1197 and encodes 372 amino acids. The record is from RefSeq and is a predicted model, not a curated record. Gene Ontology annotation, biological process: proteolysis; apoptotic process. Gene Ontology annotation, cellular component: cytoplasm.